GCGUCCCCGCCCCGCCUUCCCCUCCCGAUAUCUCCUCCCGCCGCCGCCGCCGCGCGCGUGCUCUCGUUGGUUUUUCCACCCGCUGUUGCUCUCGGCCCCACGAUGGCGGUGGCUUCCUUCAACCCCAUGCUCUCGUCGCUCGUCCCCGCGGCGCCGGGUAGGCGAGGGCGAGCGGCGUUCCUGCGGUCGCGUGCGGCCUUCCCCGGGCCGCUCGCGAACGGCGCGGUGGUGGGUCGCGGCAGGUGGCGGCUCGCGGCGGCGGCCGAGCCGCAGGCCGUGCAGGAACAGCCGGCGCGGACGGAAGCUUCCGGCGAGACCGGCGCCGCGGGGGCCUCCGAGGCGUCCUCCAAGCUGGUUCUGGUCGUUGGGGGAACCGGCGGCGUUGGGCAGUUGGUUGUAGCAUCGUUGCUGAACAGGAAGAUCAAGUCAAGAUUGCUCCUCAGAGAUCCUGAAAAGGCCGAGUCUCUAUUUGGCAAGCAGGAUGAGAGUGUGCUGCAGGUUUACAAAGGGGACACAAGAAAUUCUAAUGAUUUGGAUCCACAAAUGUUUGAGGGUGUUACACAUGUGAUAUGCUGUACUGGAACUACAGCAUUUCCGUCGAAGCGCUGGGAUGGAGAUAACACUCCAGAACGUGUAGACUGGGAUGGCAUCCGAAAUCUUGUUAGCGCCCUUCCAUGGACAAUCAAGAGGAUGGUUUUCGUGUCAUCCAUCGGUGUUACAAAAUACAAUGAAAUACCAUGGAGUAUCAUGAAUCUCUUUGGUGUGCUCAAGUACAAGAAGAUGGCAGAGGACUUUGUUCGCAAUUCCGGGAUACCGUUCACCAUUAUCAGGCCUGGAAGAUUGACUGAUGGGCCCUACACUUCGUAUGAUCUUAAUACACUUCUUAAAGCUACAGCUGGAGAGCGACGAGCGGUAGUCAUAGGCAAAGGUGACAAGCUUGUGGGGGAAGUUAGCAGACUGGUGGUAGCAGAGGCCUGCAUCCAAGCUUUAGAUAUUGAAUCCACUGAAGGACAGAUAUACGAGAUUAAUUCAGUGAAGGGCGAAGGACCUGGGACGGACCCAGAGAAGUGGAAGGAGCUAUUCAGUUCUGUCCAAUCAGCAUAGUGGCAUCCGGUGAAUCUCUAUAUACAUACACCGUAUAUAAUAGGCAAAAUACUGUAGUGUACGUAAUUCCAUGGAAGCAACACAUGUAAUCCCAUUAGACAUUGAACAUUAUUGUAGCAACCGUGUACAGAGGUUUAGAUUAUCAGUCAAUUGCGAGUUGCAAAGAA
Molecule: messenger RNA, 1271 nt
Organism: Panicum hallii
Lineage: Eukaryota; Viridiplantae; Streptophyta; Magnoliopsida; Poales; Poaceae
Product: sanguinarine reductase
Exons: 9
Coding region: 103-1104 (333 amino acids)
Source: RefSeq, a predicted model, not a curated record